Molecule: messenger RNA, 1517 nt
Organism: Polistes canadensis
Lineage: Eukaryota; Metazoa; Arthropoda; Insecta; Hymenoptera; Vespidae
Product: mpv17-like protein 2
Exons: 4
Coding region: 811-1452 (213 amino acids)
Biological process (GO): mitochondrial ribosome assembly
Cellular component (GO): cytoplasm; membrane
Source: RefSeq, a predicted model, not a curated record
GGGCAAUGAAACACCUUUCUAAGUAAAUAAAUAAAUGUUUACUGAUAAACUUUGACGCAUGCGUAUGUAUACUAUACAUUGUUGCCUGAGAGAAUGGAGAAAUAAAAAUAAAAAUAUAUAUAUAUAUAUAUAUAUAUUAAAGAGACAAAAAUGUCUGAUAGGAAAGAACACAUAUACUGAUUGUGAGUAAUAUAGACGAAAUACGAAACGAUGCAAGAGAUUGUACUGCGCAAACGCGUCAAUUCUUUUGACAGCAACCGCUUGUAUAUUUAAAGAGGUUUCGCCAUUAUAAAAUGUCAGUAAUACACGGAAUUUGUUACACGAUGGUAAGCUUUCUUAUCGGUACCAUCACUGCUUCGUGCAUAUAAAACCUUAAAGGGGAAACGUUGUAUUGUGGAAAAGAACAAAUAAGAAAGAAAGACAACAAAAAAUAACUGAAAGUUAUGCUACUUAAAAUCAAACAAUUUCAACUGCAUAAGCACCGACGAAUUAAGAUCCACACAAGCGUUAAUGAAUUUAAAUAACGAUCUAUUUUCAGAGUCACAAGGCUAAGGUUUAAAAAAGGUAUUAAUAAGAUAGAUGCAUGGAAGUCAUGUAUGCAACUUCUUAGUUAUUUUAAUAUUACUUCAUAUAUGUCUUCAUUUAUAUUACUUAAAACUUGAUCCCAGAAUAAAUAGUCCUGACAAUUGAGUUACGAAGAAUAAACGUAAGAGGAAAGGUAUCUGAGAUCUGCAAACAUUGAUCAUUUUAUUUAAAUCUUAUACUCUCUUCCUGAGGUUCAUCUCUUUUAAAAGAUUAUUCAUUUAACAAAUGCAUAUUCUGCGAAAAUUAUUUGGCAGAUACCUUCUUAUUACGAAUACUGUUAGCUGCGGUUUGAUGAUGGCAGCUGGAGAUUUGAUACAACAACGUAGAGAACAUUGGAAAAAGUAUCGUUACGAAAAUUAUUUUUCAAGUGGUGGAACUGCUCGCGUGAUUGCAGCAUCCCCAGAGGAAGAUACAAUAUUAGAAGAAGAGAAAAAAAAGGCUACGGAUGUUGCGACUUUAUACGAACACAAUUACGUUCGAACGAGAAACAUGACAUUAGUAGGUCUGAUUCAAGGACCCUUUCAUCAUUGUUUCUAUGGUCUACUUGAAAAAAUAGCACCUGGAAAAAAAGCGAAAUCCAUUAUAAAAAAGACUUUUCUAGAUCAAUUAAUCGCUAGUCCUACGUGUCUUAUUAUAUUUUUCGGUGGUCUUGGUCUAAUGGAACGAGACAAAGUCGAAGAAGCUUAUAGAGAAAUUAAAGUGAAGUUGAUAGAAGCUUGGAAAGUUGACUGCUGUUUCUGGCCUCCGGCUCAAUGUGUAAACUUUAUGUUCAUUCCUUUACAAUAUCGAGUACUUUACAUAAACGUUAUGACUAUGGUGUACGACGUUUUUCUAUCGUACAUUAAAUACGAUGCUCACAAUGAUUGACGAGAAACUGUAUAUAGUAUUAAUUAUAAAAAUAGAUAUUUUACACAUAUAAAUAUGUAUAUAAG